AAAGACGCUAUUUAGAUAUUUUUUUCGCACGCCUCCGACUCCCCACGCCUCCUCUUUCUUUCCUGGUACCCUCCUCAAAUUCUCGAAUCCUCCACCGAUUCUCCCUCCCUCCCAAUUCCAUGGUGCAAUAGCACCGUCGCGCCCUGUUUUCUCGUGGCCGUCGUCGACGGACGGACGGUUGGCCUGCUGCUCCCCCCAUGGACGCCUCCGCUGGAGCCGGAUCCGGCAAUGCCCCCGGCGCCGCCCCCGGCGCCGGCGCGCCGUCCUGCUGCUACUACGCCCUGCUCGGCAUCCGCAAGAACGCUUCUUCCACGGACAUACGCGCCGCCUACCGGAGGCUCGCCAUGAAGUGGCACCCGGAUCGGUGGGCGAGCGACCCCGGCGCGACGGGCGAGGCGAAGCAGCGGUUCCAGCGGAUCCAGGAGGCCUACUCCGUUUUGUCGGACAAGGGGAAGAGGGCCAUGUACGACGCCGGGCUGUUCGACCCCCUCGACGACGACGACCAGGAUUUCUCGGACUUCAUGCAGGAGAUGCUGGUGAUGAUGGACAGCGUGAAAAACGAGAAGCCGGACACGCUCGAGGACCUCCAGAAGAUGCUGGACGACAUAGUGAACGGCGACGGCGGGAGCCGCGCCGCUGCCUCGGGCGGUAGCGCUGCCGGCACCGGCGGUGGCUGCGGCGGUCGCGUGCCGCCGGAGGCCAACCGGAGAACGCGCGUCGCGCCUUACCCGCAGCCGUCGUCGCGCAGGUGAUGGCCGCGCCGGUGUACGAGAUGUGCACACCACCGACGUGCUUUUAGCGAGAAGAUCAGAGCAGGAGGAGAGCCACCGAUAAAUUAAAAUUGGCAGAGCUGAAUUUGUUGUUCAUGAUUCCCCCCUGGUGUCGGGGCAAUAACAAGUCUAGUUUUAGGGCCACUCUGAGUUCUGAAUCCGGCCGGGAUAGAAGAAAUUGUGUAGAUGCGCGGCCGGCCAUAGAUUCCAUUAUUACAUCCUGUCGCUCUUCUCCUUCAUUUGUUUCCCGAUCAUGUCAGGAUCUGGAUGAUCUUUUUAACAGUUUCCCCUUUGCCUUUGGGGUAAUGUCUUCAGUUAUCUGUUACUAUUACA
This is a messenger RNA of Lolium perenne, 1103 nucleotides long. RefSeq lists its product as uncharacterized. Lineage: Eukaryota; Viridiplantae; Streptophyta; Magnoliopsida; Poales; Poaceae. The record is from RefSeq and is a predicted model, not a curated record.